GGAGAAGCAGCUCUUCUGACUCAGUGUUGCAGUCUACAGUCAUUCAAGUUCAGGCAAAAUGAACGGCAUUGUUCCCAAGAGCAAAACAAAAGGCACUGACUUCUGUGGAGUGAACAACUACUAUUAUAUAAUCCGAUCUGAUCUUGGCUGCUAUAUGCAGUCAAGUAAUUUCAAUAAAGGUUUAGACAUCUCUAUUUUCAGUCUGCACCCUGCCUGCCAAAAUGGAGACCAUUACCUUGGUAGUGGAGAUGGCUACUUUUACAUCAUCAAGGGCAAUUCCUACCGCAGAGUCAAGAACCUGACGACAAACAGCGAUGCUGUAGUUUACAGCCUUCAUCCCAACUGCCAGGGUGGAGACCACUACCUUUCAGCCUUUGGCAAUUUUUACAUUAUCUUCCAAGGAAAAGGCACUUACCGAAGAACAACAAACAUGAAUCGAGACUCGGAUGCUGUAGAAUACAGCCUGCAUCCCAACUGCAGAAACGGGCUCUAUUACUGGGGCCUUCCAAACCACUACUACUUCCUCAAGCCAGUCUCAGAGUGUGGAGUUGAGUACUACAAAGGUACCAACUUCAACAAAGAUGAGUGCACUGCUGUCUAUUCUGUUCAUCCCGAUGUUCUUAACUUCCUCCCUGGUGGGCUGUCAGUAACUAUAGGCCCAGCCUUUGGCAUUUGGGAGAAUAUUAAAACUCUAACUAAUGACAGCAAUACACCAGUGACAUGGCAAAAGAAAAUCAAUAGAAAGGUUGGAUACAAUAAGGAGAAGAUGUCCCAGAUCACGCACAACUGGAAGAUAGCCACAUCAGCCUCGGUUGGAUCUGGAGCCCUUACAGGGUUAAUUGUGAAGAUGCAGUUCUCCCUUGCUGCAGAAUAUGGAGGUUCUCAUGUCAGCACAGAAAAAGAAAGCUGGAACGAAAUGACUGAAGUGGAAGAACAACUCACAUUUGAGCUGAAGCCAAAUGAGUCUUUAUAUCUGUGGCAGUACAGACUGGGUCUUGGUAAAGAACAAGUGUUGUUCUGCCGUGAUUUAAAGAUUGACGAUGAGCCAAACCCUCCGACUGAAGUCCCACUGCCACUCGCACAAUCAUGAAAACAUAUCAGGAUGCUUUGACUCCAAGGAUAAUCAAGUGCUUCAUAAAUGCCUUAAUUAUAACUUCUCAAGUAAUUAUUUAAAUAUCUGCAUGCGUUGCCUAAAAUGAGGCUGGAAUUGUUUAAUAUAGCAAAGAGAUUUUUCACUUACAGUCAAUGUAACUACAAAUUACAACAAUAUUCAUUAUGGUAUUAUUGAAACUUUGUGUUUAUGUUUAAAAAAAGCUUAGAGAAACCUACUUUAAAUAUAAAGAAAUUUCUUCUUAAAAUCUGCAUGCAACCCAACUGCAAAUCUUUCAAUAUGGUGGCUAAAUUGGGCUUUUGUUAAGUUUUACAAGAAAAAAAAUGGGUGUUCAGUCUAUAUUAGUGUAUAUGUAGUCAUAGAUGAUGUCAUAGUGUAAUCGAAGUCCAUGAAGUGUUUGAUUCACAAGUCAUAAAAAGAGCUGCAUUCUGUACUCAUGCAUUUGGCGUAUACAUGUAAUUAAAAGCUUUUUAUUUUUCACAUAUUUCACUUUAUAGCAUAUACCAUUUGCAUUUUGCUUUUAAUAUGCUAAAUAAAGUUGAAUACUGCUUUUAAA
This is a messenger RNA of Ctenopharyngodon idella (grass carp), 1667 nucleotides long. RefSeq lists its product as uncharacterized. The coding region runs from base 59 to 1090 and encodes 343 amino acids. NCBI's taxonomy places the organism in Eukaryota, Metazoa, Chordata, Actinopteri, Cypriniformes, Xenocyprididae. The record is from RefSeq and is a predicted model, not a curated record. The transcript has 2 exons.